ACAUGGCGGCCUCUGUUUCACCGCUACGCUCCUCCUUCAGGAUUUGUAGCCCGCUAGCGUUACCCCAUCACUGCUGCCGGGCCGAACUGCGGACGCACAGAAAAUGCGAGAGUCAAAGGAGACAUGUUCACCAGUCGGUAACGAGGCACGCCGCUGUGGUGAUUUCGGGGACAGAGUUGGCUCGCCAGCUUCACAGAGAAAUCCAGCGUGAUGUGGAAGAGCUGGUCGCUCAGGGCAACAUGAGACCCCACCUGGGAGUGGUGCUAGUGGGGGACGACCCGGCCAGUCGCACCUACGUCAAGAACAAGACUCGGGCCGCCACCAUCCUGGGUAUCUCCAGUGACACGGUGGUGCGGCCGAGCUUGGUGUCCCAGGAGGAGCUGCUGGAGCUGAUUGACAAGAUGAACCGCGACUGGAGGGUCAGCGGCCUGUUGGUGCAAUUGCCACUUCCCGAGCACAUCAACGAGCGAGCGGUGUGUAACGCCAUCGCUCCGGAGAAGGACGUGGACGGCUUCCACAUCGUGAACAUCGGUAAGCUGUGUCUGGACCAGAGAUCCAUGGUGCCUGCCACACCCGCAGCGGUCUGGGAGAUCAUCAAAAGAGCAGGCAUUGAGACGGUGGGGAAGAAUGUGCUGGUCGCCGGUCGCUCCAAAAAUGUCGGAAUGCCCAUUGCAAUGCUGCUGCACACCGAUCGCAAGCAUGAACGCCCCGGGGGUGACGCCACGGUGACCAUCGCCCACAGAUGCACGCCGAAGGAACAGCUGAAGGAGCUGACCAGCCUGGCUGACAUCAUCAUCGCAGCCGCAGGGGUUCCCGGGCUGAUCACAGCAGACAUGGUGAAGGAGGGCGCGGCAGUCAUCGACGUUGGCAUAAACCGCAUCCAGGUCCCGAACACGGGGAAAAUGCGGCUCAUCGGGGACGUGGACUUUGAGGGAGUGAAGCAGAAGGCAGGUUUCAUCACACCUGUUCCCGGAGGCGUGGGUCCGAUGACCGUCGCCAUGCUGAUGAAGAACACUGUGACCGCGGCCAGAAACGCACUGAUGCAUUAAACACACACACACACACACACACACACACACACACAUUCCUUUUAUCGACUGAUGCUGAGUACAAACAGUGUAUGCAUAUGUACACACAUACUUAUAUCAGUUCAUUUAGUUUUACACACAUUUUAGCAAACAUACUUUCAUUUCAAAAUUCACGAGCUCAAAACUUCAUACCUGCUGGGAAACUUACUUGAUAUGUACUUUGUUUAUACUUUGAAUGUUAUUAUUUAUUUAAUUGAUUAAUUUCAGAGUUCACUUUUUAAGAAUUUAGAUUCAUAUUUUUUCUACUGAAGUUGUUUUGGUUCAUUGUUGAACAUUUCAGAUUCUCUGGAAAAGGAAUAUUAAAUGAAAAACAAUGCUGUGCCAGUACUACCAUCUCUGUCUUUUUUCCCUGAUUUACUGUAGAGAAGGAGAGAUUAUCCUAUUAAGUGAUUUCUCUGCAUGAAGAAUGUUAUGCAUCACACAGUUAUUCCCUGUAAAAAGCCUCGAUGUGAAAAUCACAGAAUGAAAAAGUGAAAAUGAGUCACAUUGUUAUUCUUGAAGGAGAUUAUGUUACCACUUUCUAGAAGGCAUCGUUGCCAAAAGGGUUUAUAAACUGUAAUCAAUGAUUUUACAAACGAUUAAUAAAC
Messenger RNA from Anarrhichthys ocellatus (wolf-eel), 1675 nucleotides. Its product is annotated as probable bifunctional methylenetetrahydrofolate dehydrogenase/cyclohydrolase 2. The transcript has 8 exons. Lineage: Eukaryota; Metazoa; Chordata; Actinopteri; Perciformes; Anarhichadidae. The record is from RefSeq and is a predicted model, not a curated record. Bases 3 to 1049 code for a protein of 348 amino acids. Gene Ontology annotation, biological process: tetrahydrofolate interconversion. Gene Ontology annotation, cellular component: mitochondrion. Gene Ontology annotation, molecular function: methylenetetrahydrofolate dehydrogenase (NADP+) activity; methylenetetrahydrofolate dehydrogenase (NAD+) activity; methenyltetrahydrofolate cyclohydrolase activity.